CCACUUCCGGGACAUGACAGCAAGCUGACGCGCAGACCGGAAGUGUUGGCCUGGCUAGCUGUGUGCUAGCUGUGUGGAUGUGUGCAGUUAGCUGGAAGACGAUGGUGUCGUCGUGUCGCAGAUAAAUGUUCGAGCGCUGAUGAAGCAACAAUGUCUUCAGUUCAGUGUCUGAGAGACUUUGUCCACGAGCGACUAACUGCUGCUGCUGAAGAGAUAUUCAGAGUGUUCGAACAAACUGUCCUCGAGUACGAGGAAGAGAUCGAUCGACAGAGAAGACUGUUGGACAUCGCGUGGAAACCGGAGAUAAAGCUCCACAGGACAGAGUUCCCCCGGACACAUGUCUGGAAGAAGAGGAAGACUCUCAGCGCCCAGCAGCUCUGUGCCCGGGACAGGAACUCAGGUCUGGACCAAGAGGACCCUGCUGCUGCUGGAGAAAGACCUGGAGUCAGCAGAAGUAUUAUCCACUUCAGUGAAGAGAUCGAUGGACAGCGCAGACUGCUGGACAUCGUUUGGAGCCCGGAGAUAGAGCUCCAGAGGACAGAGCCUCAAGAGCCUCAAGAGCCUCAAGAGCCCCCACAGCAACAUGUCUGUAAGGAGGAGGAGCUUCUCACUGACCAGGAGAGGAACCCCAGUCUGGACCAAGAGGAUCCAGAGCCUCCACAGAUUAAAGAGGAGCAGGAGGAGCUCUGCACCAGUCAGGAGGGAGAGCAGCUUGUCCUGAAGCAGGAGGACGAUACCUUCAUGUUGACGUCUCCUUAUGAGGGAAGUGAUCACAGUGAACCAGAACCAACCAGUGAGCAGCCGCUCCUCUCCCACAUCUCUCCUGGAGCUGAGAGCCGAGCUCAGAGAGGAAGUGAGCAUGUGGACCCAGGACCGACUAGAGAUGAAGAGUCUCAGAGAAACAACUCCCCCCCGACACAGAGUCACUGCUCCACUCACACAGGGAAGACGUCUUUCUCAUGUGACACUUGUGGAAAAGGGUUUGAUGUCAAGUCCAAACUGGACAAACAUCUGAGAAUCCACACAGGUGAGAAGUCGUUUUCUUGUGAAACUUGUGGGAAAUUUCUCACCUCUAAGUUGGGCUUUUUGAUCCACAUGAGAAACCACACAGGUGAGAAGCCGUACACCUGCAACACAUGUGGGAAACAAUUUAGCAACAACUCUGCAUUGAGAACCCACAAAAGAACCCACACAGGUGAGAGGCCGUUUUCUUGUGACACCUGUGGGAAAACCUUCGGUCGGAAGGUUCACUUGGAGGAGCACAUUAGUCGUCACACGGGCGAGAGACCGUUUUUCUGCAAACUCUGUGGGAAAAAUUUCAAGCAGCGGUCGGCCCUGAGAGUGCACAUGAGACUCCACACGGGUGAGAGGCCGUUUUCAUGUGAGCUGUGUCAGAAAACCUUCUUGACCAAUUCAAACUUGCUGGUCCACAUGAGGGCUCACACAGGUGAGAAGCCGUAUUCCUGUGACACUUGUGGGAAAGCUUUUCUCUGUAAGUCCAGGUUAACCUUACACCUGAGGGUUCACACGGGUGAGAGGCCGUUCUCUUGUGACUUCUGCGGAAAAACAUUCACUCGGAAGGUUCACUUGGAAGAGCACAUUCGUCGCCACACGGGCGAGAGACCGUUUUUCUGUGAAAUAUGCGGAAAAAAUUUCAAACAGAGGUCGGCCCUGAGAGGUCACAUGAGACUCCACACGGGUGAGAAGCCAUAUAUCUGCAACAUGUGUGGGAUGAGCUUUAUUCAUGCAGCAUCCUUAAGAAAGCACAUUAGGAUCCACACGGAGGAAAACAUGUUAAUCCCCGAAGAUGUGGGAGAAAUUUCCCGUGUUGUGGUGAAUUGACUGAAUGUGACCAGAGUCCUCACUGGUGAGAAACCUCAUCACUGCAGCACCUGAUGGGAAAGAGAUGUGUCUCGGUUAGGAGGUCACCUGGGAUCACAGACAGUACAGUCACAUGUGGUGUUGUGAACUUUGUGGGAGAGGAGCAGUUGUGAGUUUCAUGGACACGACGCACAAGAAGCCACAGAAGUGAAGAGCCACAUAAUCAAAGCUCUUUCCUAAAAGUGUUUCUAAUCCACCCAGUUGAGAGAACAGCUGAGAAUCAGUUUCCACAGAAGAAACCAUCAAGACGAAGCUUGUGGAGACGAGUUGAUCCUCGUGACCGUGCUCCUCACAUUUCUGUUUGCAGCAGUAUUUCUCUGAAACAACCGGGAGCCGCCGAGUCUUCAGAGCGAGUCCCUCGUUCAUACAAAUGUGUUUGGCCUCUUCAAUAAUUAUGUCUUUUUAAUAUUCAUAUUCUCCACCUCAGUUAUAUGAGUGUGGUCAUCCUGCCAGAUAGAUUCUUUGAUUCUCUUCCUCCAGCUUGUUUGUUCAUUUUCUAUGUGAUGUAUUGUGGGAUUGAAUCCACUUGAUAGUACUUGGCAGUGCAGUUUGUUUACCUGACAGCCACAGCCACUGUGCUGUCAUGAAAAUGCAGAAUGAGUUUAUAAAAUAUAACUUAUAUGAAAACAUAAAAUAUUCCAUUGAUUGUCUUUAUACUGCAUCUGGAAUUCACAGAUAUUAAAUAUAUUAUCACGGUUAAUAAAAAAAGUAAAUAUGAUGUUUUUGUUUAGAUUGAUUUCAUGUUAUUUAAAAAAUAAAAAUAAAAAAAAACAUUUGUAGUCAGUUACAUUUACUUCAGUUUAAGUUACUACUCUGAAAAAUCAUUACAUACAAACAAUGAGUAAAAUACAAAUAUUGUAGAUGUCAGAAAUUUGUGCAUGAAGCACUAAAGGAUCAAGACAAGGGCGUAGAAAACAAAUUGGCCUUUACCCUGCAUAUUAAAAAAUAAGAAUAUAAUUGCACAUGUACCUUUUAAGAUGAGUUAAAUCACACAAAACGAGUUCCCUGACACACAACUUCAGGUUGUCAACAGUGGGACACUAGUUAACAUAAACCAAUCCUAUUAUUAAUUAACCUCACACAUUUGUAACAACAUAACACUUAUAAUAUAAUCCCAGAGUGUGAGUUAAUGUCAAUGUUAUGAUCUGCCAAUACCAAAGUUUCAACACUAUCUAGGAGGUUAACCAGUAACAGCACAGUACAGGGAACUAACAAAGAAUAAGGACUUCUAAUAAUAUACUUUCAAAUACGUGAAUAAAGUAAAUAAUGUUUUUAACCUUAGUGUUUCUUUUAAUUAAUGCUAUAAGCUUCUACGUUUUAUUAAUCCUUGUAAUUUCUAGUAACUCUGCUCAUUUGUAGAGCUGCUGUGUUGUAUACUCCUACCAGAACCUUUUCCUCAUGUGAGUACACACUCUACCACAACCUGCCAACAGGCAUCUGCUUCGUACAAUAAGUUACACCAGUUCAACUGAGAUCGAGACUCUUGUGACACACACAGACACACACACUUGGCUGAGUGUGUGUGUCAGUUCAGUGUUAACCUGAAGAGCUGCUCUGUUGUACAGUUCAACCACAGUUGUUUUCCUGUGUGUGCGUCCAGAGCAAAGUCCGUUAGUUGUUUAUUUGUCGGCCACAUCGUCACUGCAUCUUUGUGUGUGUCUUUGUUGUGUAAUCCUUGUGACUGCUUUAUUCCUUGUUAGCUUGUGUUUUAGCCUGUGCAUUGUAGCUAAGCUAAAGGCUACUUGAUAGCUGUGUGGCUGAUAAGGUUUAUUAUGAUUGCGCUUUUAUUUGUAGAACCACACACACACAGACACACACAUCUUUCUGUUGAAACUCUGCUGGAUUAAAGAGCAGGAACCUGAACAA
Messenger RNA from Pleuronectes platessa (European plaice), 3747 nucleotides. Its product is annotated as gastrula zinc finger protein XlCGF57.1. The record is from RefSeq and is a predicted model, not a curated record. Gene Ontology annotation, cellular component: nucleus. Bases 151 to 1842 code for a protein of 563 amino acids. The transcript has 3 exons. Lineage: Eukaryota; Metazoa; Chordata; Actinopteri; Pleuronectiformes; Pleuronectidae.